AUGGAGAUCUCAAGACGAAGGAAAAAUGGCGCUACAUUGGAGGAUCUGCGAGAAAACUGUAUUUCAUCCGUCCUUUCCUUCACAACUGCGAAGGAUGUGUGCAGGCUGGCCGCUGUCUGUCGGUGUUGGGGAUCUGCUGCGGAUGCAGAUUUAGUUUGGGAGAAGAUGAUCAUUCAACGCUUUGGCGAAAAGAUUUCCAAGGGCUUCUCUUCUCUUUCUUUUCCUUUCAAGAAACACCUCUACAUCUGUCUUGUCAAAGAUAAUGAGACCAAGACUAUUUGGUUGGACGAAUUUACUGGGAAGAUUGGGUGUAUGACACCUCCAAGAGAUUUAUGCAUACAUUGGGCUGAUUACUAUUCAUAUUUCAAAUGGGAGAGGCGGAAUGAUUCAAGUGCUUCCAUUAAUUUUCACUGUUGGCCUUUCACAUCUGUGGUUUGUGGAAGGGCUAUGUCGUUUCUCUGGCUGAGGCGAUGUCUUGAGUUUGCAAUUCUGUUGGCAUUUUGUGACCUAAACCGUGGUAAGAUUGUUCGUGGUCUUCCGUCAUGGGGGGAGGGGCAAUUUUUUUAA
Molecule: messenger RNA, 567 nt
Organism: Cryptomeria japonica (Japanese cedar)
Lineage: Eukaryota; Viridiplantae; Streptophyta; Pinopsida; Cupressales; Cupressaceae
Product: F-box protein PP2-B3-like
Exons: 3
Coding region: 1-567 (188 amino acids)
Molecular function (GO): protein binding
Source: RefSeq, a predicted model, not a curated record